CCUCUGGCUUUGCUGAGUUACUGCAAGUUAGAAUGUUUCUUAGAAAAGUAAAUACCCUUUCAAACAUGGAUGCAAGAAGAAAUAAUACCCAAAACAUUGGAGCUGCUUAAUGUGACAUUACUACAAGAAAAAACACAGACCACUGAUGUGAUAGACUUUGGAGAAAGGUUAAGGGAAAUGUAAAAAGCUGAGCCAAAACUCAUACUGUAGCACUGAAUGUGUGAAACUGGAGGUAGGAGGAUUGGGAUGGCACGGUUCCCUCCUGUGCUGGAUUUCACUUUGUGAGAGAUUAAAAUUAGAGAGUGAUUCCCCAUAGAGUGUCACCACCACCGAUGCCAGGAAGCACCGGAACUGCUCCCAACCAUGAGCACUUCCCCUGUUCCAUGAUGAGAGGUAGGUGGGGAGCUGAGCCCUCAACAAGCUACUCUGCCCAGCACCUGGUAGCCUGUGGACGGGGAAGCAUGCUGUGCCAUCAGCAGGUGCAUUAACCAUGAAGGACAGGGCAAACUCUUCACCCCAACGCUGCAGCAAACAGCACAGACCCAGCAAGCUCAACCCAUGGAACACUCCAAGUAUUUUCAUCAUGCAGAUGCGGUUGCAGAGGAUCCAUUGCAAAGUGUGAAAAUGAAGGGGAAAUUCUGCAGAUACCAUUUAUCACAGACAACCCUUGUAUAAUGUGUGUUUGCCUGAAUAAGGAAGUGACAUGCAGAAGAGAGAAGUGUCCCCUGCUUUCCAAGGAAUGCGCUCUUGUCAUUAAGCAGAGAGGAGCUUGCUGUGAACGUUGCAAAGACUGCAGUUUUGGAGGAAAGACAUACAACAGCUCUAUGAGAUGGCACCUCCCUAGCAAUCCCUGUAUUACGUACCAGUGCCAGGAGGGAGUGAUAAUAGAGUCGGAGGUACAGUGUGUUGUUCAUUGCAAAAACCCAUCCGAAGUUGUGGGGAUGUGUUGCCCUGUGUGUCCAGGUUGUAUAUUUGAAGGGAGACAUUACAAUGAAGGAGAAGAAUUUAGGCCUGAAGGAAAUAAAUGCACCAAGUGCUCUUGUGUUGGUGGCAGGACCCUUUGCAUCCAAGAAGUCUGCCCCAUUCUGUCGUGUCCCCAGCACCUCAGUCACGUUCCUGCAGGACAGUGUUGCCCCAAAUGCUUAGGACAGAGGAAAGUGUUCGACCUCCCAUUUGGAAGCUGUCUCUUUCAUAGUAAUGUGUAUGAUAAUGGAUCCUCAUUUAUUUAUGACAACUGUACAAUGUGUACAUGCAAGGAUUCAACAGUGAUAUGUAAGAAGAGGUGCUUGCUUCCUGGAGAAUGCAAUAAAAACCAAGACCACUGCUGCAAGGAAUGUGUCUCCUACAUCACUCCAGAAGAAAUGAAAGUGUGCAAGUUUGGCAAUAAGAUAUUCCAGGAUGGAGAGAUGUGGUCCUCUGUGAACUGCACCAUCUGUGCUUGUGUGAAAGGCAAGACAGAGUGUCGCAAGAAGCAAUGCAUUCCAGUCAGCAGCUGUCCUCAUGGUAAAAUCCUGAACAGAAAAGGAUGCUGUCCUAUUUGCACUGAAAAACCUGGAGUUUGCACUGUGUUUGGAGACCCUCACUACAACACUUUUGAUGGACGGACAUUUAACUUUCAGGGAACAUGUCAGUACGUUUUGACAAAAGACUGCUCCUCCUCUGCCUCGCCCUUCCAGGUGCUGGUGAAAAACGAUGCCCGUCGGACCCGUUCUUUCUCCUGGACAAAGUCAGUGGACCUUGUGUUGGGCAGAAGCACCAUCAGCCUCCAGCAGCACCUCACAGUGAAGUGGAAUGGGACCCGUAUCUCACUACCCUACGAGACACCACAAUUUCAGAUCGAUCUGGAUGGUUAUUUGCUGAAAGUAACAACCAAAACAGGCCUGGAAAUCUCAUGGGAUGGAGACAGUUUUGUGGAAGUCAUGGCUGCACCACAUCUGAAGGGCAAACUCUGUGGCCUGUGUGGUAACUACAAUGGGCACAAGCGAGAUGACCUGAUUGGGGGGGAUGGGAAUUUUAAGUUUGACGUGGACGACUUUGCUGAAUCCUGGCGUGUGGAGUCUAAUGAGUUCUGCAGUCGCCCACAGAGGAAACCUGUGCCUGAGCUCUGCCAUGGGACUGUCAGGGUGAAACUCCGGGCUCACCGGGAAUGCCAGAAGCUCAAAGGCUGGGAUUUUCAGAGCUGUCAUUCAACAGUGGAUUACACAACCUUUUACCGGUCAUGUGUGACAGACAUGUGUGAGUGCCCGGUCCAUAAGAAUUGCUACUGCGAGUCAUUCUUGGCCUAUGCUCGCGCCUGCCAGCGGGAAGGGCUGAGAGUACAGUGGAUACCUGAGCAGCACUGUGCAGCAACCCAGUGUAAACACGGUGCAGUUUAUGACACCUGUGGUCCAGGAUGUGUCAAAACAUGUGAUAACUGGAAUGAGAUUGGCCCAUGCAACAAGCCCUGCAUUGCAGGAUGCCACUGUCCAGCAAAUUUAGUUCUUCACAGAGGAAGAUGCAUCAAGCCAGUCCUAUGUCCUCAGCGAUGACAUCUGUUCUCUCUCCAAGGACACUAAUGCGGAUGUCGCUGACCUUUCUGAUGCUCACUGACAGCAAAGGACUGCAGCUGUUCAUGUGCAGGUUCUGCAAAGUACAGCUCUACUUACAGAGUGUAAAUAUGCUCCUGUGUGUAUUCGUGUGUUUAUGCAUACACACACGGCCCCAACAAAGAUAUAUAAAUGUAUACUGUGUGUAUGUAGAUACAUAUAUCUACACACAAGUGCCCUAAACAUAAGUACAACCCAUAUAUUUAUAUACAUGUACACACACACAGAUAUACGUCAUUUCUAUAUAUCAUAGAAGGAUGAAUUAUUAUAUGUAUAUUUUUUGCUAUAAAGUUUAUGUAUUAUUACUUCUAAAACCCUUAUCUGUAAGUCAUUGUAUAAAUAAACCAGGUGUUUUUAAUAUAAUAUAGCGGCAUGAAAAGAUUGAGUGACUUUGCCAUUGCAUGAGUUUAUCGUUUCCAAGGAAACUUUUCUAAAGCUGCAGCAUUGCCAGACUGGAUUAGUUUCAACACAGAACCCGGAUUUACAGUUGUACGGGAAACACAUUUCUCUGGAGAUGGAGGGUUUAUCUGGGAAUAUUUCACGCAUACCUUAGAGCUGCAUAGUGAUUGGUGACAAGGCUUAAUCACUCAGAGAAAGCUCAGGAUCGGCUUUUACACCUUAUUGAAAUCACUGUGCAAAAGGAUUUCCAGCGCUGGCUGGCCGUGUGCCAGAGGAAAGAGAUUUCUUUUUGGAAUGGCACCAAAGAGACAGGGGGCCAGAUUUGCAGAAGUGUUCAGCACCCAGCAGCCUGCUUUGAAAACCUGACCACUUCCCAUUUCAUAUCCUAAAACCCCAUUUAUGUUGUUGUGCUUGGCGGUAGCCAUGAAUAUACAAUAAGGAGCUCGAAGAAAACACUCACGCACAUUUUAGCCCCUCUAGCAUGUUCUAAACUGCUGGGCUUGUUUCAUAUUUCCCCCCCAAAUGUUCUGCAGAAAGCAAAUCCCACAGUGAAUUGGAUUUUUUUAUUUCGGUGUGCCUUAAAACAUGAAAUAAUACCGGGUUUAAUAACUAAUUUAAUAUAUUGGCACGGCUAAGAAGAAAGACAAAUUCCCCUUUCCAAAAGAAAAAGAGAGAAUGUCAGAUGCUAAUUAGAGAACUGCAGUUUAUUUCCUUACUGGUCUUUCUUACCAGUUUAAGAACAUGUGGGCUCUGUGAAGUUUACACGACUUUUGAAGUGUCCCAGGGGAGAAGCAGUAAUAUGGGGUUUCAUUAGAAACUGUUUAAAAAGCCGUACAGCUUUCUCAAGUCUGAAGGGAGGAGUGUAUUUUUCUUUCACUGGAAAGCCUCCUGUAGAACCUGAUGGCACGUUCUCCAGAGAAGACAGAAAUCUUUGGGCAUCUGAUUGAAAUCUGUAAUGAAGUAAUUUGCACCCACACAGCUACUUCCAUUAUGCCGUUCAAAACUGCACACUGUAAUGCUGUAAUGCUUUGAACAAUUUUCUCCUUUAAGUCACCCUCCAGGAAGCUUUGCAAGGUCUGAGUUUGCAGUGAGUGAGUGGGUGCAAUGCAUCUGAGUUAUACAGCUUUCUGCAGUCCUGUCCUGGAGGAGGAUGCCGUGUGAGCACGGGUAGGGUAGGCAUCACACUAUCCAAAACGCUGUACCACCAUAGUGUUACAAAGAGCUGGGCAAAUAAUGCCAGGAGCAUUCCAUGGAUGUCUAUCCAAAUUUGAAUAAAAUCAGCUUGCUCUUUUUAUGUCC
Messenger RNA from Coturnix japonica (Japanese quail), 4283 nucleotides. The record is from RefSeq and is a predicted model, not a curated record. NCBI's taxonomy places the organism in Eukaryota, Metazoa, Chordata, Aves, Galliformes, Phasianidae.